UCACCUGGUGAAAGAUGGUUCAAUUGGUUAGAACGCAAAUUUAUUAACCGCAAGGUCCGUGGUUCGAACCCAACCUCCGUCUCUCAACUUCCCAUGUCUAGGCCUGGGCAACCUGGCAGUAAUCCAGUCCUCGUGCUUUUUUCGAGUAGAGUAGCAGCUAGGCAACGGAAGGGUGUUACAGCUGAACGAUUUCCUAUACGUAGAACCCAAAUGAAUCUCUCGUUUAAAAACACCUUAAAAGAGGUAUUCACCUGGAAUCCAGUUUGUGUUCAAGUAGAACACAAGAUUGACGGAAACGCGGGGACUGCACCUAACCUGAUGUGCUCCAAGAAGGGUGAAACCGGUAGAACACAUGACGGAAACGCGGGGACUGCACCUAACCUGAUGUGCUCCAAGAAGGGUGAAACCAAGGCACUUCGACAGCCCAUGACCGGUUUCGCCCCUCUUGGGGCUCAUCAAGUAGGUGCAGACCCCGAAUUUUCACUCAACCUUAUGUUCUACUUGAGCACAAAUUGCAUGAAAUACACUACUUUGCAUGCCAGUUUUGUUUUGAUGGGAGACUUACCUGGACCCCAGCUGAAUCUCUCAUGGUUCAAUUGGUUAGAACGCAAAUUUAUUAACCGCAAGGUCCGUGGUUCGAACCCAACCUCCGUCUCUCAACUUCCCAUGUCUAGGCCUGGGCAACCUGGCAGUAAUCCAGUCCUCGUGCUUUUUUCGAGUAGAGUAGCAGCUAGGCAACGGAAGGGUGUUACAGCUGAACGAUUUCCUAUACGUAGAACCCAAAUGAAUCUCUCGUUUAAAAACACCUUAAAAGAGGUAUUCACCUGGAAUCCAGAUCCCAGCUCACACAGAAACUUGCUUCUGGUCCACCGGAAGAUAAAGGCACUUCGACAGCCCAUGACCGGUUUCGCCCCUCUUGGGGCUCAUCAAGUAGGUGCAGACCCCGAAUUUUUACUCAACCUUAUGUUCUACUUGAGCACAAAUUGCAUGAAAUACACUACUUUGCAUGCCAGUUUGGUUUUGAUGGGAGACUUACCUGGACCCCAGCUGAAUCUCUCGUUUGUGAACCGAAACUGGAUUAUGAGGUGGCCUGGUGCAGCGCAUUCAGUUUCUUAUAAACACUAUGAAACAGAGAUGAAGCUGAUUUCCAGGCGAGCCUCUCGCGAGACUAAAUUAGUUUGCAAA
This is a messenger RNA of Opisthorchis viverrini, 1185 nucleotides long. RefSeq lists its product as hypothetical. Lineage: Eukaryota; Metazoa; Platyhelminthes; Trematoda; Opisthorchiida; Opisthorchiidae. The transcript is spliced from 7 exons. The record is from RefSeq and is a predicted model, not a curated record. The annotation marks the transcript as partial.